Erpetoichthys calabaricus (reedfish) is the source of this 1364-nucleotide messenger RNA. RefSeq names its product adenosine receptor A1-like. The transcript is spliced from 4 exons. The record is from RefSeq and is a predicted model, not a curated record. Gene Ontology annotation, biological process: G protein-coupled receptor signaling pathway. The coding region runs from base 168 to 1364 and encodes 398 amino acids. NCBI's taxonomy places the organism in Eukaryota, Metazoa, Chordata, Cladistia, Polypteriformes, Polypteridae. Gene Ontology annotation, molecular function: G protein-coupled receptor activity. Gene Ontology annotation, cellular component: membrane.
GUGGGAAAAGUCUACAGAACAUUCGUCUUUUGCAAUUUGUCUGGUAUGGAGAAGCAAUGGAGUCUGGAUGGGAAUGGAAUUGCUCUGAAGGUUCCAGUGUUCAUUUUAGGGACAACACAUAGCUGCUAGACUGCAAUUUCAAUCUAGUUCAGGCUCACCUCUCCAUAAUGGAUCCAAGUAUUCCAAAACUGAUCCAGCGAUAUGAUGGGGACAAUUCCACUUUCUGGGGCACUGAGCAUACGUCAGAUCAUCCCUGGACAGGACUGUUUCUAGGACUUGCUCUCCCUACUUCUUUGAUGUUGCUUAUUGCUUUGUGUCUCUUCAACAUUCUGGUCUUGCGAGCACUUCUUUUCAAACGCAAGCAGAGUGCAACAAAUCUUGUCAUGGUGUCAAUGGGAAUAGUGGACACCGGUCUUUGCUUGACAGCUUGCCCAACUGUGGUUAUUUCAGAUCUCAACUUAUCAUUGCCCUUUUACUAUUGUAUGCUUUUGACAACAAGUGUCCUUAGCUGGGCAAUUGCAUCUUCUUUUCAUCAUGUUGUUAUUGCUUACUAUCGUUGGUACAUUGUGGCAUAUCCAACCAGGUACAAGUCAUCUUUGACUCGCACCAACAUAUUUUUUCACACCAGCCUGUGCUGGCUUGGAGGAAUCAUGGCCAGCAUCAUUCCUUACAUGGGAUUUAAUAACUACCAUAACUUGCAGAAUAUCUCUUCUUCAAUGAACACCUCAAACGUAUCAGAGUAUCAUGCCUCCUGGCAACAAGGUAGCCAAGGAUGUUCCGAGUCACCCAUCAAAUGUUAUGUUCCUUGCCUCUAUCAGAACGUCUUGUCACUUGCCUACUUGUCAUAUGUUAUCUUUGGAUUAUGUGUCUUAAUUCCUCUAAGCAUCAUUGCUGUGUUCUACUGCCUGAUCUUUAAAGCACUGAAGGCCCACAGUCUCAACAACAGCCUCAGCAGGGGCUUCUACAAAAAGCAAAAACGAGUUGCUCGCAUCACUGGCCUCCUCUUCACAUUCUACAUUGUUUCAAGACUACCCUUCAAUCUUAUAAAUUUGGUUCUCUUCUUCUGUCCCAGAUGUUUGUUUCCAACUUGGGUUUUUCCAACUUCACUCUUUUGUGCUGUCUUUAGUGCUGCCUCCAACCCUUUGUUGUAUUUUACAAGAAACAGGGAACUGAAAAAAGCUAUGAGGCAGAUUCUCAAAAACUGGAGGCGAAAUACCAAAAUUCGACACCAUCAUCUACCAACAGUAGAUCAGCCAGGACUUAUUUCAGGGAUACAAUCGAGUUGCUCUACAGUUGGAAACCUGGCAUUCCUAUUAGCAUACCUUUUGGACAAAAAGCCUUAUGAGGUGGUUCUUUGGAUUUAG